Molecule: messenger RNA, 1048 nt
Organism: Trichoplusia ni (cabbage looper)
Lineage: Eukaryota; Metazoa; Arthropoda; Insecta; Lepidoptera; Noctuidae
Product: high affinity copper uptake protein 1-like
Exons: 7
Coding region: 25-804 (259 amino acids)
Biological process (GO): copper ion transmembrane transport
Cellular component (GO): membrane
Molecular function (GO): copper ion transmembrane transporter activity
Source: RefSeq, a predicted model, not a curated record
AACCAGCUUUGGCUUUGUGCAAUAAUGGACGGAUUGAAUCACAUGGGUAUGGAUCACUCGAAUCAUGACCAUGCGAACCACAUGAAACAUAUGAAUAUGGACCAUAACAUGGACCACAUUAUGCCCCCUGACCAUGACAUGUCCGUAAAUAGCACAUUUCAGGAAGAUUUGAUUAUGAAUGGCUUUAACAUCAGUGAAGACAGUCCUGAUUACAGAUCAGACUUAAGGGUACAGCAUAGUCUCCACUCAGAUCACAGUAGCCACGGAAGCCACGGCGGCCACUCAGGCCAUGGAGGUCAUGGGGAACAUGCAGGGUCUCAUAGUAUGGCCAUGACUUUCCAUGGCGGGUUCGCGGAAACGAUUCUCUUUUCUUGGUGGAAAGUAACAGACGUAGGAGAAUUUAUUGGAUCAUUCUUUGCAGUAUUCUUAAUGGCCUUGCUUUAUGAAGGACUAAAAUAUUACAGGAAACAUCUUUUGUGGAAAACAUACACGGGACUCCAAUAUUGCGCUGUAGCGCCGCCUGAUAAAGGCGUCACAAAUAUAUGUGCUCCAGAUGAACCGCAAGUUAUACAGCCGGUGCCGCAUGUUCUUGAAAGAAAUGUUCCUACUAUGAUGAGUACCGCCCAUGCGUGGCAGACAGUCCUCCACGGAGUGCAGGUGCUCGUGAGUUACAUGCUGAUGCUGGUAUUCAUGACGUACAACACGUGGUUGUGCGGUGCUGUUGUCCUCGGCUCGGCUACGGGCUACUUCCUCUUCGGCUGGCGUGAAUCCGUCGUAGUAGACUUCACAGAACACUGCCACUGAUACAUGCCUAUGACUUGUGAACCAGACUAGUAUUAUCAUUUUCGUUAUUUUAUUUUUAUUAAUGUAACCUCACUAUUUGAGCUCAAGAUGUUUACAAAUAUCAUGGAGUAUUUUAUCAUGUUUUAAGAGGAAAGCCUUGAUAUAAGUUCUUUGGGCAACAUUUAUACCAGUUACUAUAUACUUUCUAGGAUCAUAUAUCUAUAUACUUAGGUUAUUGUAAAAAAUAUAAAUGCUUUGGACAUGA